Molecule: messenger RNA, 2040 nt
Organism: Dioscorea cayenensis subsp. rotundata (Guinea yam)
Lineage: Eukaryota; Viridiplantae; Streptophyta; Magnoliopsida; Dioscoreales; Dioscoreaceae
Product: LRR receptor-like serine/threonine-protein kinase FLS2
Exons: 1
Coding region: 1-2040 (679 amino acids)
Molecular function (GO): protein binding
Source: RefSeq, a predicted model, not a curated record
AUGGCUUGUCUCUUACCGUUUGUUUUGUUUGCUAUCCUUGUUGUUUCAGCAUUCUCUCCAGCUUAUUAUGUCCACGGUAUAAUAAGCUGCAUUGAGACUGAAAGGAUAGCCCUUCUCAGCAUCAAAGCAGGCAUGUGGAGUAACCACCACCACCACCACAACAACAACAGCAAAAGCUUUCUCUCAUCUUGGACUGGUCAUGACUGCUGCAAUUGGAGGGGAGCGUCCUGCAACCAUGAAACAGGUCAUAUCAUCAAGCUUGAUCUCCAAUACCCUUAUAAUUAUGAUCCCUUUAACAGUGAUCAGAUACUAGCAAGUAAGUUGAACUCUUCUCUCAUUCAGCUUCACCAUUUAAGGCACUUGGAUUUGAGCAUGAUCAACUUUAGUGACUCCCCCAUCCCAGACUUCAUUGGCUCUCUUGCCAACCUUGAGUACCUUAACCUCUCUAAUGCUGAAUUCAGUGGAAUCCUUCCUCAUACCUUUGGAAACUUAUCAUGCUUGCGAUAUCUUGAUCUUAGUUUCAAUGAUUUUCUACAAGCUAAUGACCUCCACUGGCUCUCUGGAAUGACUUUUUUGCAUUACCUUGACUUGAGUGGGGUGGACCUUUCUAACGUUCAUGGUUGGCUUCAUAGCAUUAAUAUGCUCUCUUCUCUUCUUGUCUUGAAACUCUCUUAUGCUGGCCUCCAAACUGGUGGUAUUCAUGAUACUACUCUGCUUCAUCAUCAUCUCAACUUCACAUCUCUUCUUGUGCUUGAUCUUUCUUGGAAUUAUUUCUUCAACAUCACUCUGCUUCAGUGGUUGUUCAAUCUCAAUAGCCUUGUUCAUCUUGAUCUUUCAAAUUGUGCUCUGCAUGGCAAGUUGCCAGUAACCAUUGGUAACUUGAGUAGUUUGAGAGUCUUGAGCUUGAGUAAAAACCAGUUUGAUGGAAUGACUCCAGAGUCCUUGGGAAAUCUUGGUAGCUUGGAGAAACUUGAUUUGUCACUAAAUGAAUUCAAUGGAAGCAUUCCUGAAUCUCUGAGCAAUCUUACAAAUUUAGUGUACUUUGAUUUGUUCUAUAGCCAAGUUCAGGGAUUAAUGCCUGCAAGCAUUGGGGAUCCAAGAAACCUGCAAUACUUGGAUUUGUCAUGGAAUAUGAUCAGUGGACCAAUUCCUGAGUCCUUUGGCAAUCUCACACUUUUGCAGCAUUUGGAUUUAUCACUGAAUAUGUUCACUGGAGCGAUUCCCGAGUCCUUUGGUAAUCUCACACUUUUGCAGCAUUUGGGUUUAUCAGUGAAUAUGUUCACUGGAGCGAUUCCAGAGUCCUUUGGUAAUCUCACACUUUUGCAGCAUUUGGAAUUGUCAUCGAAUAUGUUCAUUGGAGUUAUUCCCGAGUCCUUUGGUUAUCUCACACUUUUGCAGUAUUUGGAUUUAUCACAGAAUAUGAUCAGUGGAGCCAUUCCUGAAUCCUUUGGCAAUCUCACUCUAUUGCAGCAUUUUGGUGGGGAUGGUAACAAUAUCAGUGGCAAAUUGCCUGAAACUAUAGGGAAUCUUGUUCAUCUUCAGUUUCUGACGUUGUUUCAAAAUAUGAUUGUAGGGGAACUGCCAGGGAGCAUUGGAAAACUCACAAGCUUGACGGUGCUUUAUCUAUCAAUGAACAACAUUAGUGGAAUAUUGCCAAAAUCCAUGGGGAACUUAUGCAAGUUACAGCGGUUAGAUUUAAGUAGCAAUUUAAUCAAAGGAGAAAUUGAUGAUAUAGUGAACGGCUUGUCUAAUUGCCCUGAGAACUACAUAAGAAAUAGUUUUGUUUCAGAGGACACGGAUCAUGGUAUGAGCUACUUAAAUUUGGCGAACAACAGAUUUAAUGGAAGGGUCCCAGAGAGCAUAGGUAGGCUAGCUAAUCUGGGAACCUUACUGCUCCAGGAAAAUUCAUUUGUUGGCACUUUAGCUGAACACCAUUUUGCAAAUCUAACAGACUUGCAGUGGAUGGAUUUCUCCUAUAAUUUGCUGCAGCUUAAUGUGACCAACGAUUGGGUGCCUCCUUUUAUGCUGAUACUAUCAUGA